Acomys russatus (golden spiny mouse) is the source of this 2076-nucleotide messenger RNA. It is a transcript of the gene Kctd5, whose product is annotated as potassium channel tetramerization domain containing 5. Gene Ontology annotation, biological process: proteasome-mediated ubiquitin-dependent protein catabolic process; protein homooligomerization. The record is from RefSeq and is a predicted model, not a curated record. The transcript is spliced from 6 exons. Gene Ontology annotation, cellular component: cytoplasm; Cul3-RING ubiquitin ligase complex. NCBI's taxonomy places the organism in Eukaryota, Metazoa, Chordata, Mammalia, Rodentia, Muridae. Gene Ontology annotation, molecular function: cullin family protein binding. Bases 16 to 720 code for a protein of 234 amino acids.
GUGCUUGUUGGGAUCAUGGCGGAGAAUCACUGCGAGCUGCUGCCGCCGGCUCCGAGCGGCCUCGGGGCGGGGCUGGGGGGCGGCCUGUGCCGUCGCUGCAGCGCUGGGCUCGGCGCCCUGGCACACCGCCCUAGCGGUGUGUCCAAGUGGGUCCGGCUCAAUGUCGGCGGCACCUACUUCCUCACCACCCGGCAGACGCUGUGCCGGGACCCGAAGUCUUUCCUGUACCGCUUGUGCCAGGCGGACCCCGACCUAGAUUCGGACAAGGAUGAAACGGGUGCCUAUUUAAUCGACAGAGAUCCCACCUACUUUGGACCUGUACUGAACUACUUGAGACAUGGAAAGCUGGUUAUUAACAAAGACCUCGCAGAGGAAGGAGUGUUGGAGGAAGCAGAAUUUUACAAUAUCACCUCACUAAUAAAACUUGUAAAGGACAAAAUUAGAGAACGAGACAGCAAAACAUCACAGAUGCCAGUGAAGCACGUGUACCGUGUGCUGCAGUGCCAGGAGGAGGAACUCACACAGAUGGUGUCCACCAUGUCAGACGGCUGGAAGUUUGAGCAGCUGGUCAGCAUCGGCUCCUCUUACAACUAUGGAAAUGAAGACCAGGCUGAGUUCCUCUGUGUGGUUUCCAAGGAGCUGCACAACACCCCAUAUGGCACAGCCAGUGAGCCAAGCGAGAAAGCCAAGAUUUUGCAAGAACGAGGCUCAAGGAUGUGAAGAGUACUGACAGCUGAAGAGGUGAUUUUCUUUUCCCCAAGAUAAAGUGAACUGCCAUGUGCAGAAAACAUGGCUGUGAGAAGAAACCUGCUUCUGAUCAUUUCUCUAGAGAUCUGGGUGUGGAUCCUUUUUUGCCUCAGAUGUGGGUGGCGAGAGACAGCCCAGCUGUCAAGCCAGUCGUCCCCACAGGGAGGCAGCUAGGGCUGGCUUGGCAGUCUCUGUGGCCUCACUCUGUUCUUUCUGAGUGCUAUGUGGGACUGAGGCAGGAUGCUGCUGACCAGGCCGUGCAUUCCUGAAGAUGAUUUGAAGGACAGGGUCCUUGGUGCUACACACAGUCUGCGACAAGCAGCCUGGGCCUUGCCAGGAGGGAGGGGCAGCAGCCGCAACUCCUAUCCAGUGCAUUGUGGCUUAGGGCGUGAGUGCCUGCUCAAAACUGGUUGAGCACCAGGCCCUCAUCCUUGGGUCAGGGAGGCCGCUCUGCCUCCAGGCAUGAUUGGUUGGUUUCUCUCGACCUCGGCUGAGGCUCCUGACUAAGGCAGCCUCCACAUUAUCACUACUUCUGGGCACCUCCCCUGGACUACACCCCUUCAGAGCCAGGCUCUUGUUCUGGCCUGUCAGCUUGGCCCAGGACCAUCAAGGCUUCUCAAUUUGUAUUUUCCAGGCAAGAGGACUUUGUAUCCCUUUUUUUAAAAGUGUGGAUAGACCACCCGGUGUUUAUACUCUUUAGAAAUGCCUAAAAGUGUUGCUACAUUUUGGAUUGAUCUGUUAAAUCAUUUAAGGGAGAUAGAGGUUUUGCCUCAUAUGUCCCACCUGUGGGCUCAUGGGGGAGCUGGCGCCUACCAGUGCCUUUGUUGUGCCUGGGAUGGAGGCUGGGGCGGGAGGCCUGUCCACCUGGCUUCUGGAGCUGACACUCCAGGUCAUGUUGAACAUUCAGGAUGUUUACAGCGCAAACAUGUCUCCUUCUCACUGGCUCUCAUUUCCUUGUAUAACUAUGCAGUUCUUCUCUUGUAUUUCUGGAGUGUUUGGGACUUUGCACAAGCUGCAUGGGCUCUGUUCAUCUGACACGGCAUUGGAGCUGCUAAGGUUCCUGCAGGGGCUGCGCCUGCUGGCUUCAAACAGACCUUUCUCAGCUGGGUGGGGGAUGUAGCAGGCCACAAACUUGGCCCAAGCAAGCAAGCUCUGUGCUUUUUGACCCCUGGCUUCCUAAGGGAGCUGUGCAAACUGACCGCCAUGGCUGCCCAUGUCCAGGUCACAGCCUCUAACACUGUUUCAAAUACUUCCGGAAACUUCUUGCCUAGGCCCUCUUCCUUCUCCUCUGCCAGUAACUGAUUAGUCCAGUUCUCCAACAUCGAGGAC